This is a messenger RNA of Durio zibethinus, 2727 nucleotides long. RefSeq names its product chloride channel F (gene CLC-F). Gene Ontology annotation, biological process: chloride transport; transmembrane transport. Gene Ontology annotation, molecular function: chloride transmembrane transporter activity. Gene Ontology annotation, cellular component: membrane; chloroplast; Golgi apparatus. The record is from RefSeq and is a predicted model, not a curated record. NCBI's taxonomy places the organism in Eukaryota, Viridiplantae, Streptophyta, Magnoliopsida, Malvales, Malvaceae.
CAGAAUUCCAUGAAUGAAAUGAAAGAGCAAUAAAAACUCUUGUUCUCGAUAUUGCUUGCUUUGCUUCUGAUCUCAAUUCUCAUCUCAUCCAAACACAACAAUUUUGGUGAGAAAGAGAAAAUUAUUAAAAGGGUUGGGAAUUGGAUGGGCAAAUAGAUAGAAAGAAGCGAGUAAAUGACGGGAGGAGGAGAAUACGGCGAUCAAAUAUAUCUGCUCAGAUCCAGCAGCCAUAAAGAUGAAGAAGGCGAUGGUGAUGAGGAGGAUGUCGAAUCUCAGAUAAGCGGCAGCAACAACAGCAGCAACAAUAACAUCGCCUUCAAAGAUCUGUUGAAGCAUUUGGACAGGGGGUUCUCCCCCAGGCGCCACAGCUUCAAACGACUCGAUAGAGACAGAGACAGAGACAGAGACCGCUACUCCCCGCUUUCCCUAGAUCACCAUCACCACCACCAACACAAUCAAGCUUACGUUGUGGAUGCCGCUGAUCCGUUGGGAGAUAGCGCCCCUCCCGAAUGGGCCUUGCUGCUUGUCGGCUGCUUGCUUGGAGUCGCCUCCGGUUUCUUUGUGGCCGCUUUCAACAAAGGAGUUCACGUCAUACAUGAAUGGGCAUGGGCUGGGACUCCAAAUGAAGGUGCUGCAUGGCUUCGUUUACAGAGACUGGCUGAUACUUGGCAUCGAAUUCUUUUGAUACCUGUUACUGGAGGGGUCAUUGUUGGAAUGAUGCAUGGCUUACUUGAGAUAUUGAACCAAAUAAGGCAAUCCAGUUCUUCUCAACAACAAGGCUUUGAUUUGGUUGCUGGGGUCUUCCCCACAAUAAAGGCUAUCCAGGCAGCUGUAACUUUAGGUACUGGUUGUUCUUUGGGUCCUGAAGGCCCCAGUGUAGACAUUGGAAAAUCAUGUGCCAAUGGAUUCUCAUUAAUGAUGGAAAACAACAGAGAAAGGAAGAUUGCUCUUGUGGCAGCUGGAGCUGCAUCUGGGAUUGCUUCAGGUUUUAAUGCUGCUGUUGCUGGUUGCUUCUUUGCUAUUGAAACUGUGUUAAGACCUCUCCGUGCUGAAAACUCACCUCCAUUUACAACUGCAAUGAUAAUUUUGGCCUCCGUUAUCUCAUCUACUGUAUCAAAUGCUUUACUCGGGACAGAAUCAACUUUCACUGUGCCAUCAUAUGAUUUGAAAUCUGCUGCUGAGCUACCAUUAUACCUGAUUUUGGGAAUGCUCUGUGGUGUUGUAAGUGUAGUCUUCACUCGCCUGGUUUCUUGGUUCACAAAGGCAUUUGAGUUUAUCAAGGAGAAAUUUGGACUUCCUGCUGUAAUCUGUCCUGCUUUAGGUGGUUUAGGAGCUGGAAUAAUAGCUCUUAAGUAUCCUGGAAUACUAUACUGGGGCUUUACAAAUGUCAAUGAAAUCCUACAUACUGGGAAGAGCGCAUCAGCGCCUGGAAUCUGGUUGCUAACCCAACUAGCAGCAGCCAAAGUUGUUGCCACUGCUUUGUGCAAGGGGUCUGGGCUUGUGGGUGGCCUAUAUGCACCAAGUUUGAUGAUUGGUGCUGCAGUUGGUGCUGUAUUUGGAGGUUCAGCUGCUGAACUUAUUAAUUCAGCUAUUCCAGGAAAUGCUGCUGUUGCACAGCCACAAGCAUAUGCACUGGGGGCUGUUGGAUUAGCGAUAUGGGUUCCUUCUGUGACUAACCAGAACAAGGAGACUGAAGUAUCUGACACGAGGAAUUUAGCAAGAGGAUAUUCUUCCCUUUAUGCUGCUGAGGAGCUCUCUGUCAUGGAAAAGGCUUCUGACCAUGAAGCAAUAGAUGAAGAUACGCUUCUCGAAGAACUUAGGGUUUCUAUGGCCAUGUCAAAGAAGUAUUUAAAGGUGUCAAUGGCUGUUACUGUAAAAGAAGCGAUGAAAUGCAUGCAUGAUAGCCAUCAGAAUUGUGUGCUUGUGGUUGAUGAAGAUGAUUUUUUGGAGGGGAUUCUCACAUAUGGUGAUAUUAAACGGUGUCUGUCCAAGAAGCCUACUGAUGUCCCGAAGGGUGAUUCAGAAGCUCUUGAUGUGAAUGCAUGCCUUGUUUCCUCUGUCUGCACUCGAGGGAUAAGCUACCGUGGGCAAGAGCGUGGACUUUUAACCUGUUAUCCGGACACAGAGUUGGCAAUUGCCAAGGAGUUGAUGGAGGCCAAGGGUAUAAAGCAAUUGCCAGUGGUGAAACGUGGUGGGGAACCGCACAAAGGAAGGAAGCGAAAAAUUGUUGCUCUUCUUCAUUACGAAUCAAUCCGGAACUGUCUCAGAGAGGAGAUAAAUCACAGGAAAUCAGUCUAUCAGCAAAGGACAGAGAAUAACCUGGAGAUGGUGAAUGUUCAUUAAUGCAGUGAUGCAGCUGAUAAGUUUCUCGGCCUGCACUACAUAUGGCAACCUAGAAGAGAGACCAGGGAAGUUGGUUAUGCCUACUCUAGAAUUGGGUCUCCAAAUCACACAUUGAGUCGGUAUUACUCCAUACCAUAGUUUUUGCUGUGCUGAUAUACCUAAGGAUCCUUCAUGUAAUUUUAGUGAAAGUGCCUUGUAAAUGUACUUUUACAGUUAUAGUUUAAUAUAGUUUAAGGGUCAAUUAUGAUAUUAAUCUUUAGUAUAUCAGUGGAAAAAGAAAAUGCAAGUAGGCAAAUCAUGUUUUUUUUCAAAUCCAGAGAUGCAAAUGGUGUAUUCAUUGAUGGUUUAUCAUUUGAUGAACUUAAUUUUAAUAUACUGUUAAUG